AUGCGAAUGCUAGUUCAUCAUCAUAUAUUGGUAUUCACUUUGGUGUUGUCCUUUACAGCAGAAGCAUCAGAUGAUCAGUUGGCACCCUUGCCGAUAGGAAAACCUGGGUGCAGAACAAAUUGCAGCGGUGUUUCGAUUCAAUACCCUUUCGGAAUUGGCCAAUCCGGCGGUGAAGAUUGCUUUUACGACGUGUGGUUCCAAAUCGACUGCAACCAGUCCACCAGGUGGAAGCCCGUCCUGAGGCACACCCAAAUGGAGAUAGGGAACAUUACCAUUGCUGAAAAUGCAGACAGGGUUCAGGUGUACAGCCCCGUUACUUCCUUGUGCCCCAAUACUGAAGCAAAGCAACCAAGAGAUUUCACGGGCAGCCCUUUCGUCUACUCUCAGAAAUUCAAUAGAUUUACUGCAGUGAGUUGCGGCUUCCUUGCCGUCAUUAGCUCCGAUGAGUUAAUCGUCGGUGGGUGCAGGUCAAGAUGUCAAGAGAACGGCUACAGCGUUGACACGCCCUGUGACACUGGUAAUAACUGCUGCCAAACUACUAUUCCUUCAUCUCUCACAGUUAUCAAUGCUAGUAUACAGAGGGAUCCAAAUGGAAGCGCACCUGGUGAUGCUGGUUGCAAAGACCGGGCGUUUCUGGUUGACCAAGAUUGGUUUACUGCUACAAGUUACUAUGCCAUUGAGAACAUGAGCAGCGUUCCUGUGGUGCUGGAAUGGACUUUAAACAACGAUCAAGCUACUUCUUCAUUUCAACCAUUUCAAUCUUUCCUAGAAGAUACCGAGUGGUAUUUCACGGAUCCAACACCCUUUUGCUCGAUUGACCAAUCCAUAAGCAAUCGAACAAGAACAACAUUCAGUUGUUACUGCAGUUCUGGCUUCGAAGGAAAUCCGUACCUUCUCGCGCCUUGUCGUGGUUUUAGGUCACUUGAUACGAUAGAUGUGGGCAGAGAAUGUUGGCUCUUUGGAUCUGCGAUCAUAGAAACACUUUGCUCCAGUACCUCUCUUGGCCACACCAGUGACUAG
Rosa rugosa (rugosa rose) is the source of this 1020-nucleotide messenger RNA. RefSeq names its product wall-associated receptor kinase-like 1. Gene Ontology annotation, molecular function: polysaccharide binding. The transcript is spliced from 2 exons. NCBI's taxonomy places the organism in Eukaryota, Viridiplantae, Streptophyta, Magnoliopsida, Rosales, Rosaceae. The coding region runs from base 1 to 1020 and encodes 339 amino acids. The record is from RefSeq and is a predicted model, not a curated record.